UAGAAGCCACAUGACAACAUUGUGCCGGGCAGCGCCUCUCUCAGUCUCAGCUUCACUUUCACAGCAAGUGUGUCAUCCACAGCUCUUUCACAUGAGGUCGGGUCGCGCUUGCUUCUGACCUGCGAUGGAAACUUCAUCUUCCGAGGAGGUGUCUGACAGGGGCUCCAGCUCCGGGGUGACAAGAGACAGAGAGCGUGACAGCAUUCUGGAGAUUAAUCAGUUUGAUGGACUGCCGUUCUCCUCCAGAUUCUACAAGUUGCUGAGGGAACGUGAGCAGCUGCCAGUGUGGAAAGCCAAGAAAGGAUUCCUGGACACUUUAGCCAGAGAACAGUUUGUUGUUGUCAGCGGCCCUGCCAACACAGGAAGGAGCUCUCAAAUUCCAGAGUGGUGCGCCGAGUUCUGCCUGUCGCGCCGCUUCCAAGACGGUGCCGUGGUUUCAACACAGACUGACGCCCAGCAGGCGGUCCAUCUGGCCCUCAGAGCGGCCGACGAGAUGGACGUCAACAUCGGACAUGAAGUGGGCUACAGUGUCCCCCUGGAGUCGUGCUGCACCAGCGACACCAUCCUCAGGUUCUGCACCGACGACAUGCUCCUGAGGGAAAUGAUGUCAGACCCUCUGCUGGAGCACUACGGUGUGGUGGUGGUGGACCAGGCUCACCAGAGGACCGUGGCCACAGACGUCCUGCAGGCGCUCCUGAAAGACAUUGCCUUGCAGAGACCAGAACUUCGUGUUGUCCUCCUCAUGGCUGUGGACCCCAGCCCCAGACACUCGGCCCACUUCACCGGCUCGCCAGCGCCUCUGAUCCAGCUGGAGAAUCCAGGCCUGGGCAAGGUGCUCUACUGCAGCUCGGGAAACGGGUACCUGUCCUCGGCACUUCAUCUGGUGCUCCAGAUCCACCAGGGGAAAGAGAAGGGGGACGUAGUUGUGUUUUUGGUCACGGGUCAGGAAGUAGAUCUGGCUGUGGAGCUCCUGCGUAAAGAGAGCCUUCCUGUCGGUGGGUCCGAGCUACUGCCGAUAGCUGUCCAUCCCGGACGAACAAGUUUGUCAUUGCUGAUGGAGGAAGAGGUCAGUCAAGCGAGGAGGGUUUUUCUGACCUGCAGCCAGGGAGAAGAUCUGUUUUGGAGUGUCCACUCCAUAAACUUCGUCAUCGACACCGGACUUGAAAAGAGGAAUGUGUACAACCCCAGGAUUCGCACCUACUCAGUCAUCAUUCAGCCGAUCAGUGCCAGUCAAGCUUUGAGUCGCAGGCAACUCGCCCCGACAACAGGGACGUGUUUCUGCCUUUACCCUGAGGACAGGAAACUCCCCGCUGAGGUCCGGCCCCACAUACUGGAGUCUGACAUCACGCCCACCGUUCUGUUCUUGAAGAGGAUGGACAUCGCCGGACUGGGUCGCUGUGAUUUCAUCGACAGAGCAGAUCCUGAAGCUCUGAUGCAGGCGCUAGAAGAGCUGGACUAUCUGGCAGCUCUGGACAACAAUGGAAACCUGUCCGAGAUCGGAAUCAUCAUGUCAGAGUUCCACAUGGACCCGCAAAUGGCCAAGACUCUGCUGGCGUCCUGCGAGUUCGACUGUGUCAGCGAGGUGGUCAUCAUCGCCGCCAUGCUGACAGCUCCAAAUUGCCUCACAAAUCCACCUGUGGACUCAAAGCAGGAAGCGGUCCAGCGUCUUGUGAAGUUCCAGCAUCCAGAGGGAGACCACUUCACCCUGGUCAACAUCUACAAGGCUUUCAAACAGAACCAGCAGGAGCCUGACUGUGACGUGGAGUCGUGGUGUCGGAGCUUCCACCUGGACCACGCUGCUCUGCAGACAGUCGACGCACUUUGUUCUGAGUUCACUGACACACUGAGGAGGAUCGAACUUCCUGUCUCACCACCAGCUUUUGGAUCCAGGACCAACACAGCGAAUAUAAAACGAGCUCUGCUGGCUGGAUUCUUCAUGCAGGUGGCUCGGGAUGUGGAUGGAUCGGGAAACUAUUUCAUUUUGACAAACAAACAUGUGGCGCAGAUCCAGCCUCAGUCUGCUUACGGAGCCAACAACCCAAAAGAAGGUCUGCCAGAAUGGGUUCUCUUCCACGAACACACCUUCGCCGAGGACAACUGCCUCAGAGUGGUCACCCGAAUAGCUCCAGAAGAGUUCCUCCAGAUGGCGCCACAGUACUAUUUCUACAACCUGCCUCCGAGCGAAAGCAAGAAUCUCCUUCAGAGUAUUUUGGACAACGAGGACGUGCAGGACCAACAGAAGUGCAUAAGAACCCCGGAGGAACAGACUGCUGAACGCUGUGUCGUACAGUGAGCCACAAGCAGGACACACUUCUCUUUUCCACUGAAGUGCAUUGGUGAUCGAUGCAAGGUUGCUCAGUUUAAAAACCCUUUAUUUCCAUGUCACAGCAAAUCGGGCUGCUAUGGCCCACACAAAUGGGCCGGCUGAGUUCACCUUUGUACAUAAUGACACUGUCGUUUGGCUGAGUUGGAGAUCUUCCACAAAUGUCUUCAGUAAAAAGCAUAAAAUUAACAAAAACCUUCAACUUGUCC
Messenger RNA from Synchiropus splendidus (mandarinfish), 2532 nucleotides. RefSeq names its product DEAH (Asp-Glu-Ala-His) box polypeptide 32b (gene dhx32b). Gene Ontology annotation, molecular function: RNA binding. The transcript has 11 exons. The coding region runs from base 125 to 2293 and encodes 722 amino acids. The record is from RefSeq and is a predicted model, not a curated record. Lineage: Eukaryota; Metazoa; Chordata; Actinopteri; Syngnathiformes; Callionymidae. Gene Ontology annotation, cellular component: intracellular anatomical structure; spliceosomal complex.